This is a messenger RNA of Acanthosepion pharaonis, 1371 nucleotides long. The record is from the annotation of a GenBank genome assembly. Lineage: Eukaryota; Metazoa; Mollusca; Cephalopoda; Sepiida; Sepiidae.
AUGACCAUUCUUAAUCGUGUACUGCACAAUAGAAGAAUUGAGAGGGGUAUUGAAACCCUAGUUUCUAUCUCUCUCUCACUCUCUCUCUCUCUCUCUUUCUUUAUCUAUGUAUCUAUCUAUCUCCGUCCAUAUCUCUAUCGAUGUGUAUUUAAGUUCAAAUUUGCGUGUAUCUAUCUAUCUAUCUAUCUAUCUAUCUAUCUAUCUAUGUAUCUAUCUAUCUAUCUCAUUCUAAUUUGCAUGCCGCUGCUCACAUCUAUCUAUCUAUCUAUCUAUCUAUCUAUCUAUCUAUCUAUCUAUCACGCAUCUAUAUACAAACACAAAUGUGCUCAGAGAAAUAAUAAUGAUUCAAGACGAAUCUGUUGUGUCGAAUAUAAGCCAUCUAUCUAUCUAUCUAUCUAUCUAUCUAUCUAUCUAUCUAUCUAUCUCCGUCAUAUUUUUUUCUAUGUCUAUUUAAAUUCAAAUUUGUGUGCACCUGGUCACAUCUAUCUAUCUAUCUAUCUAUCUAUCUAUCUAUCUAUCUAUCUAUCUAUCACGCAUCUAUAUACAAACAUAGAUAUGCUCAGAGAAAUAACUUCGUUAUUUCCAUAUAUAUACAAGGAGGUGUUAAAACUUUCUCAGCCUGGCCCACUUGCUGAAGUCUAUCUAUCUAUCUAUCUAUCUAUCUAUCUAUCUAAUUCUCUUGCAGACAUUUUCUUUUAUUCUGGCCCACUUGCUGAAGUCAAUCUAUCUAUCUAUCUAUCUAUCUAUCUAUCUAUCUAUCUAUCUAUCUAUCUAUCAGCAUAUUCAUACACCAACCAACUUCCCGAAAUCUAUCCACUCAGUCUAUACACGAUUAUCUAUCUAUCUAUCUAUCUAUCUAUCUAUCUAUCUAUCUAUCUAUUCAUAUAUCCAUUAGAUUUUCUUUUUGGCCUUUUCUCUCUUUUUUUUUUCUUUUUUUUUCUUUCUUUUUUAUUCCCAUUUUAUAAUUUGUCUUUUUCUUUUAUUCGACCAUUUCCUUUCCUCCUCUCUUCCUCUGUCUUUAUAUUUGAAUCUGUGGUCGUAGACUACACAAUCCCUAUUAUCUAUCCUUGUUGUUUCCCACGUUUCGAAAAUAAAAGCGAUACGAAUCGUAUUGAAAUACUAUUUUCUAUCUAUCUAUCUAUCUAUCUAUCUAUCUAUCUAUCUAUCUAUCUAUCUAUUUCUCUUUAUAUUUAUCUAUGCAUCUACCUAUCUCAAUGUCUGUCAGUUCAUAUCUAUCUAUUUAUCCUGCUCAUAUAUCUCUCCCUCUCUAUGUCAUUUACUCUUUUUUUUUCCCCUCUCUCUCUGUGCCUCUCGCAAGCUGAACUAAUCCACCGUAUACUUAGCCGUGCAAGAACACCACCAACUGCUUAG